This is a messenger RNA of Trichoderma gamsii, 1083 nucleotides long. RefSeq lists its product as hypothetical. NCBI's taxonomy places the organism in Eukaryota, Fungi, Ascomycota, Sordariomycetes, Hypocreales, Hypocreaceae. Bases 1 to 1083 code for a protein of 360 amino acids. The record is from RefSeq and is a predicted model, not a curated record. The transcript is spliced from 4 exons.
AUGCCGACAGAACUAGAAGAACUCGUUGGCUUCAUCGCCCAUCCAAACCCCCAGAUCAGAGCUGUCGCGACAGAGAACCUGGUUCCCUACUCUCUGUCUGACCCAGCCAUCUUCAAGACUGAAGAGCUCAAACCAGUGAAGCAUCUGAAAUUCCUCGUUCGGGAUCAUGAGAAAAUUGCCGAACAUGCUUUGAAUAUUCUCAUCAACUUGACCGAGGACCCAGCCGUCUUGGAGUUUGUAGCAACAGAUGAGAAGUUUUUGGAGAUGGUAUUCUCACAUUUGGUCUACCCUGAGGAGCCAAAUGCCGAUCUACUGGCCAUGCUCCUCGCCAACCUCUCCAAAUACGACGGCUCAAAAGCCUUCCUCCAGCGAAAGCAAGAGGCCCCCUCACAGCUCGGCUCAGAUGACAACGUCCUCAACCAGCUCAUGGACCUCUUCGUCAAGGGCCAAGACGGCGCAUACAACAAGAAAGCAGACUACGACUACCUCGCCUAUGUCUUCGCCGACCUCGCCAAACACACGGAAAUCCGCCAGUACUUCCUCACAUCCCAGCCCUACGACGGCGUCAUCCCCCUGACCAAGCUCAAGGUCUUCACAGAGCACAAGUCCGACAUUCGAAGGAAGGGCGUCGCAAACACCAUCAAGAACGCCGCCUUUGAGAUCCCCGCCCACCCGUCUUUCCUGUCCGAGUCAGACAUCAACAUCCUGCCGUAUAUCCUCCUGCCCAUUACCGGCAACGAGGAGUACGACGUGGACGAGACGAUGGAGAUGUUGCCCGAUCUGCAGCUUCUCCCGCCGGACAAGAAGCGUGACUCGGACACGGCCAAUAUCCAGACCCAUGUGGAAACAUUGACGCUGUUGACGACCACGCUGGAAGGCCGUGAGUUGAUGAGAAAAAUCAACGUGUAUCCCAUUAUUCGAGAGACGCACAGGAGAGUGAAUGAUGAGGGCGUACAAGAAGCAUGCGAUAGACUAGUACAAGUUCUUAUGAGAGAUGAAGCAACGGAAGACGCACUGGAAAAGGCAGAGGAGCGCGUAAAGGAGAUUGAAGAGGAUGAGGAUGAAGAGCUGGUCGAAGUUUAA